Messenger RNA from Artibeus jamaicensis (Jamaican fruit-eating bat), 3468 nucleotides. RefSeq names its product peroxisomal biogenesis factor 26 (gene PEX26). Gene Ontology annotation, biological process: protein import into peroxisome matrix; protein import into peroxisome membrane. Bases 335 to 1216 code for a protein of 293 amino acids. Gene Ontology annotation, molecular function: ATPase binding; protein-containing complex binding. NCBI's taxonomy places the organism in Eukaryota, Metazoa, Chordata, Mammalia, Chiroptera, Phyllostomidae. The record is from RefSeq and is a predicted model, not a curated record. The transcript is spliced from 5 exons. Gene Ontology annotation, cellular component: peroxisome; peroxisomal membrane.
GAAGCGCGACGCCAGGCCGCGCGAGUAAGGAAGCUGUUGUGUUGUUUCGCCCUCGAGUAAGCAGUUCUGUCGGUACGCAGAAACCCGGAUCCUACUUUCUCCUGGCCGGGCGCGCAGCCCUUCUGCACGCCGAGGUGUGACUUGGAUACCCGAGGUCGGGGAGCCCGGCUCUGGCCUCGGAUGCCACUUUUGUCUAGUCAAGUGCUCUGGCCCGGGAAGGGCAGUGGGCGGGGCCGGGGGACCUCCUGCUUCAACUAGACGGAGUCGGGCUGCCCUAGAGCUCCGCGGAGGCGGCCAUCCGGACCUGUGCAGACAGGUCUGGUGUCGGGCCUCGAUGAAGAGGAGCUCGCCGACCCCCGCGGCCCCGCCGGGGGGCGUCCAGGGCGCCUUGUCGCCCGCGGCGGCCGCGGCUCUGCUGGAGGAAGCUGCAGACCUCCUGGUGGUGUACCUGGACUUCCCCGCGGCGCUGAGCACCUGCGAGCGGGGGGCGCAGAGCCUGAGCGCCGGCGGCCUGGCAGGCGAGCCUGGGGGCGCCCUCUUAGAGGUGAAAUGCUCCCUCUGUGUCGUGGGGAUCCAGGCCCUGGCGGAAAUGGACCGGUGGCGAGAAGCACUGGCCUGGGUUCUUCAGUAUUACCAGGUCCCUGAAAAGCUGCCGCCCAAAGUGCUGGAGCUAUGCCUUCUUUUAUACAGCAAGAUGCAAGACCCUGGAGCUGUGCUGGGAGCAGCCCGUGCCUGGCUCCGAGACCCAGACAACCAGGGCCUCCCAGAGUGCCCAGCCCUGGCGGAGCUGCACCUGUGGCGUGUGCUGCUGCCUCUGGGCCACGUAUCUGAGGCAGAGGAACUGGUGGGCUCAGUGGCCUUCAGCAAGCAGCAGAGGCUGGACAUCCUGCAGGCCAUUCGCACAGCAAGGCACCAGCAGAGACACCGACCCGCUGGUUCUGAGGGAGACCAGCAGUUGAACCAGGAAGGCACCUCCCACAAGCUCCUGUCACUGCUGAUGCUGCUUCGCCGGCUGUGGGCCUCUGUGCUGAGCCACUUUGCAUCCCUGCCCUUCAAAAAGAGCCUCCUGGCCACCCUGGUCCUCUGCCUCCUGCUGGUGAGGUUUGACCCAGCCUCCUCGUCCACCCUGCCCUCGCUCUGCAGGGUGGCUCAGCUGUUCCACCGAAUCCGAGGGGCUCUGCUUUCUCCUCUCCACCAGCCCCCCAUCUUCGACUGAGUGGCCUUCUCUGUGGCCUCCGCCCUCCACUACGUGCAUCAGAGCCGCCCGUCCAUGGCCCCUUUGCUGCUGCUGGCCGGGCCCUGGGUGGGGAGGCAGCUCAUUCUCGCUGCGUGGAGGCUCCCCCUCAGCACCCCACGUGGGUUGGUGUCAGAAGGUCACACAGAGACAAGGCUGGGCCAGAGGGCACAAGUUCUUGGGAUCAGUACCCCCCAUACCCAGGGGCCCCUCGUGGUUUGGGGAUGCAGUGCGUCCAUGGAACAUUCCACCCCAGGUCCGGGUGUUGAAGAAGCUGAAGCUCAGGAAAGCCCCUUGGAAAACUACCCCCAGGAGGCUUGUCACUGGGCCAAGCAGCACAGAGAGGGCAUCUCCCCCUCCCCUGCUCCUGCCCCUGCUCUGGUGGUCCCUGAGCACUCUUCCUGUGGUCCCGACUUGAGCUGGCACCUGCUGGGGCUCCAGUCUGUUCAGACCAGGGCCUGGCUCUCAGAGCCACCUGGGGACUGCGAGUUUCAGUGAGUGCACUCUGCUACUCCCAGCAGGGAAUGUGACCCAGCCAGUGCUCCUGGGCCCCAGCGUGCUCUUCCAGGUCCUGCUCUGUUCCCCUGGUGUGUGUGCCUUCUCUCCACCCCCACCUGGAACUGCAGGGGAGCCCUGCACUAUGUCCACUGGCCUUUUCUCUAGGUUCUGCCUGCACCUGGUGGGCACCAUGGCUGACUCCCCCUCUCUGUGUCCUGCUCUAAUUAGAAUCUAUUGCUUGUGUAACACACAUAUUUUUCCGCUUAUGUGGCUUUGAAAAGUGGGCCAGCCUUAGAGGCUGAGAAGCCAAAAAUGGAACUGGGUGAUCAGGAGCUGGAGGGACGAGCAGAGGACAAACAGGCUUUGGAAGUCAGUGCCGUCACCGGCUGCGGGCAUCCUCCACGUUUCUGUGCAGGUUUCUGCCCAGGUAAAUGUAACACACUUGUUGCCCCAGGACAGGGGCUGAACUUCCGGGCUGAAGGCCACCCUGUCCUUCAGCCACAGGACCUCUGUCUGCUGAAGCUGAGAACAAAGCAGGUGCCUUUAGCUUUCCAUAGGUUGGUUUUCAAAAGUCAUCAACUCCUAGGUCAGAUGGAUGGAGUAAGUCAGCUUCUUGAGGAAACAAGUCCCCAGGGGGACAAGUUUCCUAAAUAUCACAGCCCCAGGGUUGGGGGUGGGGGGGGGGCAGAGAAGCAUUCCAAUCUCCUUCAGAAUGACUUGUUAAAAUGAAAAUCCAGUCCUGUUCACUGCCAGGACAGUUCUGUUGAGGCUUCCCAGGCACUGCAGUUGGCUCACACGCUACCUCCCGCCAUGCAGGCCUCUGUCUUUACACAUGUGCACCCCAAUAUACCUCUGCUGUCCCCUCGGGAGUGUUCAGCCUCCCCUUUAUGCCUGGUGAGCCCCACAGCCUUCUGGACCACAUGAGGUUACCCCUGGGAAUCCCUCCUCAAUGUCCCCUGCUUCCAGCCCAUUUCAUAUCCUUUCUGCUGUAGUGACCCCAUGGCCUCGUGGUUGUAAAAUUUCUGUCCCUUGGGGUCCUGUGAGCUCUUUGUAGCUGGGAGGCACGGCCUACUGCCAUGUUUGAGCUCAGCUUUGGGCCCUGCUCCACCGCCACCCACUUGUGUGGCUGCUGGAAGGAGGUUGGACCUCUCGGCCUCCGUGUCCACCCAGGGGAUGAGGUGUCAAACCUGCUGUUUUGACCUGAGCAGGAAGGGCUGUGUCCCUGUUGCCUGGCUUCUUGCCGGGGAGGGAGGUGUCUGGAGGUGUUUAUGGGAAUGAACCAAUGCAGCUGAUAAGGGGUGUGGGGCUUGUUUUGUGAGAGCCCUGAGUGUGAGGCAGCACUGCCGUGCCCGCAGAACCUCCCAGUUCUCUGCUCUGUGUCUGUGCUGAAUGCCACCCACCUGCCUUCUCAGCCGGACAAGGGCCCAGACUAGGACUUCCCCAGGAUUCUGACUUUUCUCAGGAUGCAGGCUUGCCCUCCUGUCUGCCUUCAGCUCUGGGUGUAACGAGGUCAGAAAACCCAGCACCUGUGCUGCCCGGUGGUGGCCAUGACCGCAAGUGGUUCUUGAGCCCCUGAAAUGUGGCUGGACCAGAGUGAGAUGCUCUUCACAUGUACAGUACACGUGGACUUUCAUGGACUUAGAACUAAAGAAAAGAGAAGCUCACUUUUUAUACCGAUUGCUUGUUAAAAUGAUGUUUUGGACAUAUUGGAUUAAAAAAUCUAUGAUUAAAAUUAA